Vitrella brassicaformis is the source of this 3309-nucleotide messenger RNA. The record is from the annotation of a GenBank genome assembly. Lineage: Eukaryota; Vitrellaceae.
GUUUUCCAAGCAACUCCCGUUCGCGACUUCUGAGCCUUUGUUUGGCCUCAAGCGUUCGGUGUUCGUUGACUUUGCAUCCUCCGACAUGGCAUUUCAGCUCCCCGCUCUCCCCUGGGCCAAGAACGGCCUCGCCCCGCACAUCAGGUGAAGUGACGCAUGCGCCACUCACACGGGCACACACAUGCAUGCACCAGCAGCCGCGGGCAGACAGCAUCUCGUCGGCCAGAUCUGCCGACGCAUCCACCACCUCCCUCACACACGCAUGUGUCUGUGUCCGUUGUCUGUCUCUUCGUCUUGUCUUUGUGUGUGUCGUGAUCAGUGAGGAGACGAUCAACUACCACUACGGCAAGCACCACGCCACGUACGUCACCAAGCUCAACGGCCUGGUGGAGGGCACGGAGAACGCCAAGAAGGACCUGGCGGACCUCGUCAAGACCACCGACGGCGGGCUCUUCAACAACGCCGCGCAGCACUGGAACCAUUCAUUCUACUGGAACAGCCUCUCGCCCAGUGGCGGCGGCGAGCCCAAGGGAGCCAUCAAGGCGGCCAUCGAGCAGGACUUCGGAUCUUUCCAGAAGUAUGUAACACACACGCGCACACACUCAGAGAGAGGACACCCACUUCUGUCUGUAUGCGUGUGGUGUGGUGUUUAGGUUCAAGGAUGAUUUCUCUGCCAACGCUGCGGGUCACUUCGGCAGCGGGUGGGUGUGGCUGGUCAAGGGCACCGACGGCAAGCUCAAGAUCCACCAGACUCACGACGCCGGCAACCCGCUCCGCGACGGCGCUGGCGUGCCCCUGCUCACAUGCGACGUCUGGGAGGUCAGCCAACCACACCACACCCACACCCACACACGCGCCAUUCCCUUGUGUGUGAUGUGUGCAGCAUGCCUAUUACGUUGACUACCGCAACGACCGUCCGUCGUACGUCAAGGCGUGGUGGAACCUCGUCAACUGGGACUUCGCCAACAACAACCUCGCUAAGGCCUGAGUGAAUGAAUUAUCACUCACACCGACCGACACCCACACCCACACCUGCACACAUCCCGAGAGCUGAGAUGCAUUCACACGUGUGACGUGUGGGGCCGGGCUGCAUGUGGCUGGCUGAUGGGCUGAUUGGGGGGACGGGUGGCUGGGGGGCGGGCGGUUUUCCCUUUAUCCGUGCCGGUUGUUGACGGAGGCGACACACACGUGGCGCACACAUGAGUAGCGGGUAGCUAGCUGGUGCCAAGAGUAGGUAGAAAGCAGUGUGUGUGACGGACUUUCUGUUAUCCCAUCUAAGUACUCUCGCUGUCUGUCGCCCGGAGGGACACCAAGUGACCACUUGCAGCCGCCUGCACCAACAGGACGGUACCGGUGAUGACCACCGGUGUUGUCCGGUUGGACAGUCGUUGGCGAGUGGUCACUUGAGGGAUGCCCAUUCAGGUGGAAGCGGCAAGCGAUGAGUGUUCUUUCCCGUGCGUGGUGGAGUGAGAUUAGCGACUCCCAAGACAUCAUGUGUGCGGUGGGUGGGGGGAUAUGUGUAUGUGUGUGUGUGCCCGUUUGCGUUGUGUGCGAGGAAAUGGGCGCCAAGCGUCCUCUCCUCUCCUCCCCUCUCUCUCCUUCGCCUUCGUGUGGGGUGAGGUGGGAUGGGAUUGGACGCAUCGCAUGUGUGUGUGUGUGGUGGUGGACAGACAGACAGAUGGACUGACACUAACAGCUCGGCUCGGCUCUCGCAGUGAGUGACAUGGGACUAAUCAACCAACCGACCUCAUUUUGUGUACGCCCCGGUGGUGCGCUGUUGCAAUGAGUCAGUCAAUCACUCCAUGAGUCGUCAUGCCAUCGAUCCACCAUGCAUAUGCAUGGCAACAGCAUGCCAUGCAGUGUCCCCUCCCCACGUGGUAUGUCUAUCGAUGGGUCGAUGGAUGGAGAAAAAAGGCGUGCUUCCUUUCUCGCCCGUCCGCCCGCCCAGAACACCCCCAGGAAGCCAGCCAACACUCUCGCGGUCAUUCGGGUAGAGAGAUACAGACAGACGGGCAAUGCACAGCAUAGAGGCUUCAUUCAGACCUUAAGGACCAACAGCCUAUCUCCCACUCUCACACAGGACACCACACCACACCACACCACACAACUCAACAGAACAUAACCCACCCCAUACGCCCUCUCUGCGCAUGUGUGUGUGUGUGUGUGUGUGUGUGGCCGCUCAACCGCACGGGUCAUCUGUCGGCAGCUGACCUGCCCCAACCGAAACAAGACAGGACCAAUGGUGAUAGGUGCUGUCAUGUUCACGCUGGCUCAGGUCAGUGACCAACACACCACGCCUGGGAAAGAGACGACGAACACCCCCCCACACACACGUGCUCUCUGUUCUCGUCUCGUCCACCCCACCCGCCCUCUCGUCAUCACACACGAAGGGAAACCGAAAUGGAUGGAUGGAUGGAUGAAUGGAACGAACAAACCACACACACACACACACAGACUCGUCCUUCGUGUCUGUCUGUCUGUCUGUUCUGUCUAUCCGUUGUGUCUUGCUUGAUUCAAUUAUGGCGCACGCACAACGAUAUGGCACAGCCAGGAAUGAAUGAAUGAAUGAACACAAAUGAAUGCAUUCAGGGUAUUAAUAUCGAUAGCUAACAGGGAGGAUGGAUCACGACCCGAAUGAAAUGCGAUGCUGGUGUCAUGUGUGUCAUGUGGGGUGGGGUGGGCUGCACUCGCUGCUCAUUGGGCACGCAGGCAGCCGUGCCGGCCGUGGUUGGUUCGUCUGCCCGCCUGUCUGUCCGUCACCCAAAUGCGGUGCAAUGGAUGCAUGGAUGGGGGAAAAGAUGGGUGGCUCACUCUCUCACUCAGUCGACCAGGGCAGGGCAGGGCUAGGCAACACACACGCACCCAGAUCCACACGCAAGCCCACACAGUGUCCAGAAACAAAAGGGGGCCGGCCGUGGCCGUGUGUGGUGUGGUAUGGUCUGUGUCGUAUCAACAGAACAAAAUACAAAUGGGGGUGGGGUGGGGUGGCUGGGGGGAUGGAUGAAUGAAUGGCGUCCGUCCGUCGGGGAAAACCAAACCAAACAUGAGGCAUUUUCGGUCGUGGCUACACGCAUCAGCAUCAUGCAGGCAGGCAGGCAGGCAGGCAGGCAAGCAGAAAGCCGGGCAGGCAACACAGCUCUCAUCCUGUCUAUCUAUCUGUCCCUCCUAGCGACCCCUCUCUGUCUGCUGCGGAUCCGUCAAAAAAUGCGGCUUCUCCUCUCGCCCUCUCCACUCUCCCCGUCUCUCUCUCACUCGUGUUUCUGACUUCCUCUCUCUCUCUCUCUCUCUCUGAGCGAGCGUGUCUGUCUG